CAACCAUGCCACACGUCGAAGUGCUGCCCAACUCGGCCGCGACCGUGACGCCCGGCUGGACAUACGUCGUGGACACCGGCUACGACCCGUCGAAAGUCGCCAUCAACCCCAAAAACAAAAAGCGCGCGGCCGCCACCACCACCCAGCGCGGCGACACCGACCUCUCCGCGCGCCAGCAAACCGCCAUCGCGCGCCGCAUCGCCGACCUCGAGCGCGACAACGACCCCAAGCAGCACAUCCCCGUGCCCGCCAAACCCUCCGUCCCGAAGACCCAGAACGCCCGCCGCAUCAUCCAGUACCAGCGCCAGAUCAAGCACUGGCUCGACGACGAAGACGCCCAGCUCGCGCUGCAGCCCCCGCCCGCCCGCAGAGACGCCCCGGGCACUCGCACUGCGCCGCGCGCGCCGGGCUCGCUGCCGGCCUCGGCCGAUGCCACGCCCGCGCCUGCGCCCAUGGACAUCGACCCCUCGGACGACGCGCUGCUCGACGUCUCCAGUCUCGUGCCCGCACCGCUGAACCCCGCGGCGCUGGACGCGCUGCUCAGCGCGCCGCCCCUCCCGUACUCGCAGAGUUUCGCCGCGGGGCCGGGCGCGGGCGAGCCGCCGCAGCGGCAAUUCUGUGAUAACUGCGGGUACUGGGGGACGAUUCGGUGUCGGCGGUGUGGGGCGCGGGUGUGUGGGCUGGAGUGCAGGGAUGCGCAUGAGGCGACGCGGUGCUUGAAGUGGGCUUGAGGGGUAGGGGUGAGAGUGGAGA
This is a messenger RNA of Boeremia exigua, 753 nucleotides long. RefSeq lists its product as uncharacterized. The record is from RefSeq and is a predicted model, not a curated record. Gene Ontology annotation, molecular function: nucleosome binding. Bases 6 to 731 code for a protein of 241 amino acids. The transcript has a single exon. Gene Ontology annotation, biological process: chromatin remodeling. Gene Ontology annotation, cellular component: Swr1 complex. NCBI's taxonomy places the organism in Eukaryota, Fungi, Ascomycota, Dothideomycetes, Pleosporales, Didymellaceae.